AUGAUAACUCGCACCUCCAACAAGUUCUCGCACCUCUUCGUCCUGGUCUUCGCCGUCGUCGCCUUGUUCGCUCCGCUCGGAGUGGAAGCUGGUAAGAAGCAAAAAUGGGACAGGCCGCAGAAGCAACACGAGAAGCACCACGGGUGGUGGAAGCCCUGCAGCGACGGUUGGUGGGGCGCGAUGCGCGAGAACAAAGAGGUGCGCGCCGGGGACCGCCGCGUGCUCGGCUGUCUCGUCUCUAACUGCAAGUGGGAACUCAAGAUGUGCGCCAAUGACAUGGUUUGUCGACAGACGACCCGUUGCUUGCGAGACUGCGGCGACGACGGUCGAGAGUGCGCCUUUGACUGCAUUAAGUCCAACGAGGCGUUCAACAGCGAAGAAGUCAAGGCUCUCGGUCAGUGUGCUAUCUCGAACGAGUGCAUGCAAAGCCCGUAA
Molecule: messenger RNA, 435 nt
Organism: Ostreococcus tauri
Lineage: Eukaryota; Viridiplantae; Chlorophyta; Mamiellophyceae; Mamiellales; Bathycoccaceae
Product: unnamed product
Exons: 1
Coding region: 1-435 (144 amino acids)
Biological process (GO): xanthophyll cycle
Molecular function (GO): violaxanthin de-epoxidase activity
Source: RefSeq, a predicted model, not a curated record